Stomoxys calcitrans (stable fly) is the source of this 616-nucleotide messenger RNA. Its product is annotated as multiple coagulation factor deficiency protein 2 homolog. The transcript is spliced from 2 exons. The record is from RefSeq and is a predicted model, not a curated record. The annotation marks the transcript as partial. Gene Ontology annotation, molecular function: calcium ion binding. Lineage: Eukaryota; Metazoa; Arthropoda; Insecta; Diptera; Muscidae.
ACAACACCAACAAUAACCUAUCUAAACUUUAUUUCCCAAAUUCUCGUAUUUUCCAGGCAUAUUCAAGAGCAUUUGCAUGUACCAAUCGAUACCAGCAAAAUGUCCGAAGCCGAAUUGCAAUUUCAUUAUUUCAAAAUGCACGAUUCCGAUAACAACAACAAACUAGAUGGCUGUGAAUUAAUCAAAUCCUUAAUACAUUGGCAUGAGCAAGGCAGUAAGGAGGGUACUGAUGGUCAACAGCCUCAUGUGGAGGAAAAAAUUUUCACCGAUGAAGAGCUGGUGGCUUUAAUUGAUCCCAUCUUGCAAAUGGACGAUUCUUCGAAAGAUGGUUACAUAGACUAUCCAGAGUUUAUGAGGGCCCAACAGAAAUCGCAACAGCAACAACAGCAGCAGCAGCAGCAACAACAACAACAACCACAAAUACAACAGACAUAAUUGGCUCCAUUAUGUGUGAUUUCUAAUACUUAGCAUCUUCCCUUUUUUCCCUCAAAAUUUGUGUUUCUUAUGUACCUUUCUUGUUUAACUUGGAAAUCUCCACGACCCCUAUCUCCCUUACUUAACAAUUCCAAAUUGAUAGCUCCAUUUUUCGAAUAUCUAUAUAUAUUUUUUUACACAA